Suillus subalutaceus is the source of this 3054-nucleotide messenger RNA. RefSeq lists its product as uncharacterized. The transcript has 10 exons. The record is from RefSeq and is a predicted model, not a curated record. The coding region runs from base 1 to 3054 and encodes 1017 amino acids. Lineage: Eukaryota; Fungi; Basidiomycota; Agaricomycetes; Boletales; Suillaceae.
AUGGUCGGAGGUCAGAAACGGCGAGGCCUGAAGCAGUACCAGCGCGACUUCUAUGCACACAAUGCUGCUGCUUCAAAAGCAGUGAUUAACGAUACAAAUGACGCACCUCAGCACACUCGCAAUGUUCAACAACGCAAGCACAGCAGUUUCGAAAUAGGACCACGUGGACGUCUAAAUAUCUCUUCAUCCUACUACACAGUUCCUAGUUCUCCAGGGAAACAUCGUCGUGGAGAAUCAGAUGUCCCAUUAGACAUCACAGAGCUCAACUUUUCAAUUAUUGACGACUUUUCUGAUAACUUUCAAGUUCAGAGCGACACUCCGGAGCUCGUGGAAUUCACCAAACCAAAAUGUACUGGAGGUGAGGUCUUGCGCUUAUGGCAAUCAGAUGCCGACUUGUUUUUGGAGGAAUUCCUCCGCCUGGAGGGUCGAGGUGACUAUUCACAAGACAUUUGUGUUUGUGGUAAGGAAGCUGCAACAUAUCGUUGUCAAGAUUGUCAUGGUUGCGAAUUGUUUUGUCGUUUGUGCAUGAUCCGCACACAUGAGAGACAUCCGCUUCAUAGAAUAGAGCGAUGGGAUGGUAUCUCAUUUUACAGUGUUACCUUGAAGUCCAUGGGGAUCCGUUUACAACUUGGACAUGCUUCUGGUGUUCGGUGCAUCAGCCCACUCUCUGCUCACAACGACGACUUUGUUGUAAUCGACUACAACGGCAUCUAUGAAGUAGGGUUAGAUUUCUGUGGAUGUGCUCAUGCCGAACCGCACAUCAUUCAGCUUCUUCGUGUUCGCCUCUUUCCUGCUACCACAGUUGAUCCAAAAACAGCUGCAACAUUUCAGGCACUGGAAUACUUUCAGAUGCUGUCUUUCGAGUCCAAAGUCUCUGCGUUUGAAUUCUACAAAACAGCUGCUCGUUUGACGGAUAAUACUGGAAUUCAUAUACCAAAGGAUCGUUACGAGGCGUUGUUACGCAUGGUGCGAGAGUGGCGCUUCAUCAAGCAGAUGAAACGCGCUGGUCAAGGUCACCACCCUGACGGUAUUGGUGCAACUAAACCAGGUGCCUGCGCCGUUCUUUGUCCCGCAUGUCCCCACACAGGCAAAAACUUGCCAGAUGGAUGGGAAAAUGCACCAUCCGAAAUACGAUUUCUAUAUGCCUUAUUCCUUGCCAUUGAUGCCAAUUUUCGUCUGGCUCGCCGUAAUGUCUCUUCAGACAUUGUCGAUCCGGGUCUCAAUCGUGGAUAUGCGUUUUUUGUGGAGGAACAGGCGUAUAAAGGUUUCAUUGGCUCACACAAGCGAGUCGUCCAGGAGUUGAGUUCAUGCUCCAGUCACAAUGCCGUCAACCUUGCAGAUUCGAGAGUCUCACGUGGCCUUGCAGCCACUGGCGCCGGUACUAUCGAUUGCGCAAGACACAAUUUCAAACGGCCCUGCUCAGUCGGCGACUUGCAGAAGGGCGAAAGGUACCUUAACAUGGAUUAUUUAUUCUUCUCGAGCAUGCAGUCUUCAUCGGAGAUAUCAGUAUUGAACAUUUCUUACGAUAUUGCUUGUCAGUGGAGCAAACAUCUCUGGGCACGAAUGUCCGCCUUCCCACACGAGUACCACAUCAAGCACGACCAAAAAUCAAUCACCUUUCUCGUACCAAAAUUCCACCUGCCGGCCCAUGUGGCCAAAUGCCAGUCAAACUUUUCCUUCAAUUUCAUCAAGGGCGUUGGUCACACAGACGGUGAAGCUCCUGAGCGUGGGUGGGCAGACAUAAACCCCAUUGCGACAAGCACACGUGAAAUGGGUCCUGGUUCGAGGCGCGACACCUUAGAUGACCACUUCAACGACUGGAACUGGAAGAAGAUCUGUGCAAUGGCCGCAGAUGAGUUAGUUGAAUGGAGGAAGGACAUCGAAGCAUGGGAGGCAGACCGUUCGCAACCAAACCCAUUUGAAGGUAGAGCUAUGACGACAAUGACUCAGGCUGCCGUGCACCUAGCCUUAUCGAUGGCUGAGGCUGCAGAGAUUGAGCGUGGCAACAACAUGUCCCUACACGAUGAUAUAUCACCGUCGGUGUUGAUUUCAUCGGGAUUAGAACUUGAAGACCAGCAGCGCCGUCUUGGCUUUGAUGCCAAGGCAAUUGGACAACACGCUACAGAUGUCCAGAAGGGCAAGAUCUUACAGUGCAUGAAUACUCUUCGCCGACGCAUUGACACCUGGGCCCGGGUGCAGUUGUUGUAUAUGCCUAGUGUCUCCCGCCUGCGGUCACCAGAUGACAUUGCCACUGAAACAAAGGCCCACAACAUCAGCCUUUUUCUGCCAUCCUCUCUACCCCACCAAGUGCCAUGUGACGACCGCUUGCUCAGAUACGAGUGGGAAUUGCGUGAAGCUCAGGCAUAUGACACGCUGAAUGACCUCCGCGCUGUGAUUAACCUCCGAUACCACCUUUACAAGUAUAAGGACACAUUUGUUCGGGGACAGCGAGCAAAUACCCGAGCAAAUGGAAUCAUCAACAAUGCUGAACAUCGCAUUGACACCUUAUCACUCAAGUACUCCACUGCUAGAGAUGCACUCGUCAAUCUGGCGGUAAGGCUGGGUAAGACGGAUGACUGGGAGAGGAGCCUCAAGCCACUCGACAAGCAAAGGGAUGCUGUACCACUCAAACACGACGAUGGCCGAACAGUAGGGCAACAAAGUAUAUCGUGGAUCUGGAAGACUUCGGGCUUCAACAGCAAUGAGCUAGGGCUACAGGACUCGCUACGUGUUGAAUGGUGUAAGGCGCGAGCACGAGCUCAUCGUUGGGAGGAAGAAGUGCAACUACUACGGGAGGAAAUGCGCCGCAUUGUUGCAUUUCUUGACUGGCAGGCAGGCUGGUGGGACAUGCAAGGUCCACGGCGUGCUUUUAACUCACUGCAGGCUGGAGAGGGUGCCCUUGCCUAUGCGCAGCGCCAGGCUAAUCUACGUCGACAGAUGGUCAACCACAUCAAAUCAAUGUGGGCAGCCAAUCCUUCAUGGCAAGAAGCGGUCCAUCUUCGUUCUGAGUUGCCAAUGCCGAACCCCGACCCCCCUGCUGUUCACUUGAUUUGA